GGAACUAUGGUGCUAGUGGAAUGGAAGCUUUCACGGCAAUUGCCAAAAAAGCAGGACUGUGUAUUGCUACUGCCGAGAAAGUAAAGAAUAACGCAGAUUAUGAGUCUUACAACACCGUCAUCAGGAACUUAAAGGAAACACCAAACGCUCGCGUCGUCGUCUGCUUCUGUGAGGGCAUGACAGUAAAAGGGCUCCUGAAUGCCACGACGAGGUUAAACGCCGUUGGGGAAUUUCUGUUUAUUGGAAGCGAUGGGUGGGCGGUCAGGCCCGAUGUCGUGAAGGACCUGGAGGAGGCCGCUGCAGGCGGCAUGUCAAUACGGCUCCAUUCCCCGCCGUUAAGAGCCUUCGAUCAGCAUUACUUCAACCUCAGCCCAUUUGAGCCAAACAGAAAUCCCUGGUUCCAAGAUUUCUGGCAAGAGAAGUUCCAGUGCUAUAUAAAUGGGGACAACAGAGACAAAAGAUUCUCUGCUCCUUGCACAGGUUCUGGCGAAGAAGAUCUUAGUAUUAACUACGUCCAAGAUGCUAAGUUAGGGUUUGUUGUAAACGCUAUCUACACCAUGGCCCAUGCACUCCACAACAUUCACCAGCUCGUCUGUAAUGGCCGCCCUGGGGUCUGUCCCGGAUUCCUCCCUGUUAACGGAUCCAUUUUCCUCAGCCAUCUUAUUAAUGUGUCUUUCACAAACUACGCCAAUGAAUCUCUUUACUUUGACCAGAAUGGGGAUCCACCAGGAAGGUGA
Molecule: messenger RNA, 737 nt
Organism: Lingula anatina
Lineage: Eukaryota; Metazoa; Brachiopoda; Lingulata; Lingulida; Lingulidae
Product: metabotropic glutamate receptor 1
Biological process (GO): G protein-coupled receptor signaling pathway
Cellular component (GO): membrane
Molecular function (GO): G protein-coupled receptor activity
Source: RefSeq, a predicted model, not a curated record